This is a messenger RNA of Echinostoma caproni, 771 nucleotides long. NCBI's taxonomy places the organism in Eukaryota, Metazoa, Platyhelminthes, Trematoda, Plagiorchiida, Echinostomatidae. The record is from the annotation of a GenBank genome assembly.
AUGAAUUUCGUUCAACCAAUCAGAGCCAAGCAGAUAAUUGUCAUGAAUCAGAACAUGUGCGGAAACCAAUGCUAUUUCUAUCUGAUCUUGGCCUUCCUGGUCACGCAAGCGUUUGUGCUCAUACUGUUGGUUUUCUACUAUGCGAAAUAUCUGGUUGUCGCUUCCGUGUUCGUAUUUGCCGCCGUGGGGAUCAUCGCGAUGGCCUAUGUGGGUCAAUGUGCUUAUUGUUCUCGGUUUGAGCGGAAAUUGGUCGGCUUCCCACUUCAGUGUAUUAUGGCCACAUUUAUUGUGCAAUUUCUACUCUCAUUUGUCAUUUUAUUGCCGUCAUUGAAGGCUGACGGAAAGUCCAUCAUCGAGACCCUGUUGACUCAACAGUUAGGUUUCGAUGGCAGUUCUGUACCGGGAGGAUUCCGUAUCAGUAUUUUGCAUUAUUCCGGCUCGGAACACGGGAACUGUAGCUACAUGGAAUACACUGGGCUACUGCCGUUCGCCCACGUGUUAUUACCUGGUUACAUCGUCGGUCAAGUCGUAGUGAACGUGAUCCGUGCACAAACCGGUCAUGUGCAUCCAUCCCUAUUGUAUCUGGUCCCCUGUACCCUUGCGCCGUCCAUCAUUGUCACACUUCUAUUCGGUGGAUUGGGUGAAAUUCGCCAGUUGUGGACCGGAGAUUUUCUCGAUGAGGACCACGACCUGGACGAGUUAAAUGAGAAACACCCAAGUCAUAUUCCUUUUGAGUCUUCCACGAAAGAUAUGUCGUUUGAUUCCGACUAG